UUGAAUGUAGUACCUUAAUUAGAUAGGUUUCAUAGUUUUUAUACUAUGAGGCUGUGGUUUUGUAGUACGAAACUUUAUUGAACCUUAUCUUUCCGUAUAAAUUAUAAUUCUCUUUGACCUUGUCAAUCUGAAGCUGUCAUAAGUUUACAUAUCUUUAUUUACACCUUUAAUUUUGUAAUAAUUUUGUAUUGGUUUAUUUUAUAUUAUUAUCUAUUAAUUUUCUAGCAAUUUUAUUUUUAUAUAAUCAUGAAUAAGUCGGUUACAAACGUAAUCAAUCCGGACUACAAUAAAGCUAGGUCAAUACAUGAAUUCACAGUUAAAAACGCUAAGGGCGAAAACGUUAAAUUAGAAGCGUACAAAGGACAUGUGUGUAUAAUUGUAAAUGUAUCGUCGAAAUGCGGUUUUACUGCACAUCAUUAUGCGCAAUUUAAUGAGCUUGUUGCAAAAUACGGCGAAAACAAGGGUUUGAGAAUUUUAGCGUUCCCCUGUUGGCAAUUUUCUGGUGAAGAAAAAGAAACAUUGGACUACGCAUUAUAUUUUGAUAUGUACGAUAAAGUUGAUGUCAAUGGAGAAGGGGCUAGUCCUCUGUGGAAGUUUUUGAAGCUAAAACAAGGGACCCCAAAAGGAAAUUUCAUAAAAUGGAAUUUUACAAAAUUUAUCAUAAAUAAAGACGGAGUGCCUGUAGAGAGGCACGAGUGUAAAGUGGAACCAUUAAAUUUGGUCAGAAAUCUUGAGCGCUACUGGUGACUUAUGACCAUUUGUAAUCUUACUAAUAUUAUAAAUCAUUAUUUCGCUCCCUGUAUUCAAAUCAGUGGAAUAAAGUCGGUCAAUAUAAAUUACCCUUCUAUUAAAUAUUUUCCAGUAGCUAACCAACUACUCAUAUAGGUAUAACCCGUUACAUUAAAGAAACUAAUCUAAAAUGGCGGCGCUUAUCAUCUUCUCUCGCUUGUACAGUGUACACUAGUGUUGUCCAAACUCAUUCACGCGCGUACCGCAGACAGAAAAAUAAUGAAUAGUAAUAUUCAUUAAUAAUCAUGGUUAUAAUUGAAUGCUUAUUAAAUAUUAUUAAUUUGAAAAAAAUCUUAGACCUGAAACUUUACAUACUAUUUACUAACUGUAUGCUAUAUAGCUGUCAACGUAAGUACAAGCCGCCAUUUUAGAAUCGUUUCUUUAAUGCAUCGGCUUAUACCAAUACAAAGUCUACCAACCCGCAAGUUUAGGUCAGCGGACUAAGUUUAGACCCUCUCAAUAGAGAAGAUCUGUAACCAGCGGCUCGGUGACCCCAAUAUAACUCUCCGCGAUGGCUGAGCGGUAUUCAUCAAGCACUUCUCUGCGAAACCUAAAAAAAACUCCAGCGGAAUCAGCAAAAUUUUGAAAGGGGCCUAUCAAAAAAAAAGUUUGUGGAAUCUCUGACGGCCGUUUGUUCUUCGCUGGUUUGUUCAAAUGUACUGAUGACCCUUCUAAGCUAUUUACUACCUCAAUUAAAAAUGUAGAAAAAAUUUAAAUUUAGGAGACUUAGAUUCAUUUCUUUACAUUAAAAUGUUGGGGUGAUUUAAUUUUUCGAGUUAUACUCAAAAGUAAGACAUGUUUUUGAUAAUUAUUUAUCUCAUUAAAAGUAUUUUAAAAGUGUACGGAAGUUGCUUAACCUAUGUCGCACAAUUUUGAUUACAAGAAAAUACAUAAUUGUUAAAUAAAUUAA
Manduca sexta (tobacco hornworm) is the source of this 1699-nucleotide messenger RNA. RefSeq names its product probable phospholipid hydroperoxide glutathione peroxidase. NCBI's taxonomy places the organism in Eukaryota, Metazoa, Arthropoda, Insecta, Lepidoptera, Sphingidae. The transcript has 3 exons. Gene Ontology annotation, molecular function: glutathione peroxidase activity. The record is from RefSeq and is a predicted model, not a curated record. Bases 247 to 747 code for a protein of 166 amino acids. Gene Ontology annotation, biological process: response to oxidative stress.